AUGUAUACUUUCCUUAUACUUGCAUUUUGUUUUCUACCUAUAAUCGAUACUAAACAACAAAUAGAAUUCGAUGAUAAUCAAAGAAUGUUUACACCACAUUCAGUAGCUGCUACUUAUUUAUUUCGUUGGCCAACACGACAAUAUCAAAAUUUAUUAUUAGAUUCAACAAUUGAUAGUUCAUCAUUGUUCAGAUCAUCGGAUCAAAAUAUUCCACAUGAACAACAACGUAUGAAAAGAAUCUAUUGGGAAAAUCUUGCAUUUCAUGCAACUAAUUUUAAUCAAAAAAAUAAAAAAGUUUAA
This is a messenger RNA of Rotaria sp. Silwood1, 300 nucleotides long. NCBI's taxonomy places the organism in Eukaryota, Metazoa, Rotifera, Eurotatoria, Philodinida, Philodinidae. The record is from the annotation of a GenBank genome assembly.